Messenger RNA from Styela clava, 739 nucleotides. RefSeq lists its product as uncharacterized. The record is from RefSeq and is a predicted model, not a curated record. NCBI's taxonomy places the organism in Eukaryota, Metazoa, Chordata, Ascidiacea, Stolidobranchia, Styelidae.
GAAAGAAUUUCGAAUCACAAUCGAGAUGAAGAUAUUGUUGCUAUCUCUUUUGUUUUGUCAGUUCGUAUAUGGAUUCGCUCAAAAAGAGUUCAAUUCGAUGGAAUUCAAGGCAAUGUUUGACAAAAAGGUGAACGAAGAAGAAAUCAGUAAGUUUACUUUUCCGGAAGAGGAUGGAUAUGUUGCCGGAAAACACAAUUCUUGUGGCAGACUCAAGCUUUUCUCGGGCCCUGAGGACAGAUGCUUCGCAAGUAAAGGCGAUACAUCAGGAUCUCCAAACGCUUGUGAAGACCAAAAAUGCACACAGAAAUCUGUUUACGGUUCAUCCAAAUGCAGAUCCCACGUCAGGCUACGCCGGCCUUACAGACACACUGGCGUAGAGUGCACGUUUCACCAGAAAGCUUGUGAAAACCAGCAUGAUAAUCGUGAAAUGUAUCCGGAGCCGGAAGAAGAAACUAAGGAGCGACACAUGUAUCCAGCCCCGGAGCCUGGCGAUGCAAAAAGCAUUGGUCCGAGACCCUGCCUCUGUCAAACCAUUUGGUGCAUGAAUGACAUAUACACGAUUUACGAAAAGGACGGUGAUUGUUACAAAGGCAAUGUUACUAUCAAGACUCCUUGCGGAUGUGAAUGCCGAAAGAAAAACAUAAUGUUCGAAUGGGGCUUCGUGUCAAACGUCUAACCGCAUGAGAUAUCCACGACAUGAAAAAAGCGAAAGAAAAUUUUGUGCAUUCUUCAUGUAAAU